CCUAGCAAUCAGAGUGAGAACAGGUACUUCCUUCUGAGCACUGACAACUAGAACUGAACUGCUAAGGAAAUUAAUACUCUCACAUUUUAGCACGACUACAUUUCUGUUCAUGUAUACCAAUUGAAAACGUGGCCAUUCCUCCAGAUCCUAACAUUGUGGAAUCAGUUUCAAGUGAAAAUUCUUUAAAAAGUGAACACAGGCUUCUAAAAUAAGUCAAAAUCAAAGUUUGACUCUAAAGAAUUAAGUUGUGAAUAGACUAUAAAAAACAGACCCUGAACACUUAAGAAAGAAAAUGAGUCUUCUCAAAGAACGAAAACCAAAGAAACCUCAUUAUAUCCCAAGACCUCCAGGAAAGCCAUUUAAAUAUAAGUGUUUUCAAUGUCCCUUUACUUGCAAUGAAAAAUCACAUCUUUUUAAUCAUAUGAAGUAUGGCCUCUGUAAAAACUCCAUUACAUUAGUAUCAGAGCAAGAUCGAGUUCCCAAAUGUCCCAAGUCCAAUUCCUUAGAGCCUAAACAAACACAUCACAUAGAUUCUUUAGUUAAGCCAACUACUUCCAAAUCGAUCACCAAUGGACAAACAAAUCUUGAUUCUAAACUUCAGCACAGCUUUGCCAAGGAAGAAGCGAAGGAAAAUUUAGAAUUACGAAACUGUGUGACAAGUAAAUCAUCAGGACAAAAUCCUCCAGUUCAGAAGAAAGCAAUACCUCUUGGUUCAGCUACAGAAAGUGCAAUUUCUAUACAGCCUAUUUUAGAAAGUGGUGCCAGAUCUUCAGCUUUUGUACCAGUAGAACACAGACUUAAAGGAUCAGAAAGUGAUAAAGUAUCUGAAAUGCUGGCAAUGCCUGACCCAAUUACCAAAAAUUCUUUUCAUACUAAAUCUGCAUUCCAUGCACCUAAUCAUCCAUGGAAAGCUGGUUCUUUUCUCCCAGAGUUUUCACAUAAAAUUCCAUCCACAAAAGGUUUUGGAUCCAUUUCUCCUUAUAUACAACCACCUAUUCCAGAAUAUCCACCUCAUUUUUACACAGAGCAUGGACUGGCUACUGUCUAUUCACCUUAUUUACUUGCAGGUAAUUCAGUAGAGUGUGAAAAUACUUUGUUGUCCGUCUAUAGUACUCAAGACCAGAGACAUUUUCUUUCCCACCCAGGAUCAAUCCCUAAACAUUUGAGUCCAUCACCAUCAACAUAUGAGCCCUACAAAUUUUUCCAACAGUAUCAAUCCAGUCUUCCCAUACCAUAUGGAUUCUAUAGGCCAGAGUCUGCAUUCUCUUCCUAUGGCCUUAAACUUCCACAUGUUGCUAGCAUUACCAGAGAGCAAAGUUCUCACGUACUUGAAGAAACUAAUUUGAUCUAUCCAUCUUCAAAUCCAUCCAGAUUAAACUCCUGGAACUCCCACAAAAAAGCCAUAGAUUAUAACAAAGAAAGUUUAGUUCUCCAAAGCCAAGAUUCUUCCAAAGAUGAACCAAAUGAUAGAGAUGGAGCCAAGAUGAGCCCCCGUGCAGGAAGUGCAGCUACAGGGUCUCCAGGAAGGCCAAGUCCCACCAACUUCACUCAGACAAGCUAUACAUGUGAAGGACUAUUUGACCUUUCAAGUAAAUCAUCCCCUGGCCCAUUUGGAAAACUAAACCAACUUGAAGAAAAUGGCACAGCCUUCAAACUUGUGAGAAAAAGUACAGAAUACCCUGAACCACAGUUAAAUAGAGUUGACUCUACAAGAAGUAUUAAUGUUACUGAUGAAGAUGUGCAACAUCAGGAAGAAAGUACUUCUCACACAAAUGAGGACCCUUCUAACACAGAGAAAGACUCAGGAAUAGCUCCACUUAAUCUUUCUAAGAAAUCUGGAAAUAAAAAGGAAACUACACAUGAACAUAUAUACAAAAACAUGACUCAUGUAGAAACUCAAAACAUUAUGAAGCUACAAGACAUGCCUUUAAAUCUCUCAGUGAAGGAUACCUGCAAUACUUUGAACCUGAAACCUUCAUUCCACAGUCUAUCACAAGAUGCUGAAACUGCUUCUACACAGAAAAUUGAAAGUUCUAAAGCAGAAAACUAUAUAAAGAAUCACCCACAAAAUAUCCAUCAAGAUGACAUUUCAUUCACAGCAAAUAAUGGGGAAGCACAAGAUUUAAGAAUGAUUGACAACAGUGAUGAACAGAAACAAACAGCAGCUGUUGCUCUCUGCCAAUUAGCUGCAUACAGUCCUGGAAAAAUAAAGGUAGAAACUGAAGAGCAAAAUGCUCAGGAUUGUACUUUUCAACAAGAUGCACCUACCUUCAGUUCUAAAAAAAUUCUGGAUAUUGAAUGUAAUCCUAAAUCAAAAGGACAAAAGAGGACAAGUCAAAAAGAAACAGGAAAAUCUCACCAAGGAACUAAAAAGGCAAAACCAAAUGACACUGCAAGAGUGUUCACUCUAAGAAAGAGAACACGGAUAUCUUAACACUUAAUUUUCAUAUUUGCUUUCAGAUCACAAAAUGUAUCCCCUGGUCCACAUGACUCAUAUUAGCAAUUUUUAAACAAAUUUUCUUUUGGGUCAACUGUUACUAUGUGUUUUGUUUUGUUUUGUUUUUUUCAUUUUUUUGUUCUGUGGAAAGCAGCAAUCUGUAUAUAUUAAGUGUUUAUACCAAAGGUGUUUAUAAAUUUAUAAUAAAUAUUUUGAAUGAUCCAGAUUUCUUAUGCAUAUGCCUAAGAUUCUGAUAAGCAAACUUUUGCAUUAAUAGCAAGGCCAUUGGAAAUGCAAGAGAUUAAAGAAUAAUGCUUUUGGUAUAAGUUACGUGGCAAGAAAACUUUUACAUUUGCUUUUAUUACAAAAAUGUUUCCUGCAUUAGAAAGAACUUUCUAUUUGUAUAACAAGGAUCUCCUUAAAUUCUUGAAUAUAUUUACCAUUAGCUGUUUUACAAAUAAAAUAUAAUUUUAUUGAAGAGCAAGAGCCUAUAUGUGUGUGUAUAUAUAAAUCAUAUGUAUGUAUGAAUACAUAUUUUCAGAAAUUAAAAGCUUUUGUUAUGAAUGUGAAAAUUAUGAGUUGUUAUUGUUGAAAAUAAUCCAUAGACAUCAAAAAGAUAUUUAUAUAAAAAUUUUCUUUUCAAUAGUGAAAAAAUACUAUUGGUGGUAUUGAAUGAAAAAAUAUCAUUACUUCAGUAAAUGUGAAACAUGCGUUUAUGAGACUUAUUUGGUUGAGUGAAGUCAAUGAAUUUUGCAACCUUUUCAAUUCUUGUUUUCUACAUUUAGAAUUGUUUGAUUUCUAAUAUUUUUCAAAUAAAUCCAUGUAUUAUGCUUAAGAAUGCAUAAAAUUGUAGAAACAAUAUAAAUUUCCAUAUUGUGUUUUAUAAUUUUUCUAUAACACAUACUGAAAAUCUGGUUAAAAAAGGAAAGAUUUAUAUCACAAUUUGAACAAGUUAAAGACUAGAAAAUAAAUUUUGUGCUUUUUGGGAAACUAAAACAAAUGAAAUUGUUUAAUAAAAACCAAUUUGGACAAAAUCUAGGAAACUGCUUGAUCCUGGCUUUCAGAUAAGGAUCAACUUAAGUCAAAACCUAUCCUGCUAUAAUUCAAAAUAAUGUUGCUUAGUAUUGGUAUAUCUGGGCUCUCUUUUUCUUUUCUUUUUUUUUCUCUCUUUUUUUUUUAUUAUAGCUUUUUAUUUACAAGUUAUAUGUAUAGCCAUACAUAUUUUACAGUAUUGACAAUUGCCAACCUUUUGUUCCAAUUUUUCCCCUCCUUCCCCCCACCCCCUCCCCUAGAUGGCAGUAUGACCAGUACAUGUUAAAUAUAUAAAGGUAUAAAUUAAAUACAAAAUAAGUUUACAUGUCCAAACCAUUAUUUUGCUGUACAAAAAGAAUCAGAUUCUGAAAUAUUGUACAAUUAGCCUGUGAAGGAAAUUAAAAAAAAAAAAAUGCAGGCCAGCAAAAAUAUAGGGAUUGGGAAUUCAAUGUAAUGGUUCUUAGUCAUCUCCCAGAGUUCUUUCACUGGGUGUAGCUGGUUCAGUUCAUUACUGCUCCAUUGGAACUGAUUUGGUUUAUCUCAUUGCUGAAGAUGGCCAGUUCCAUAAAAAUUGAUCAUCAUAUAUUAUUGUUGCUGAAUACAGCAACAAUACAAUGAUCUCCUGGUCCUGCUCCUUUCACUCAGCAUCAGUUCGUGUAAGUCUCUCCAGGCCUUUCUGAAAUCAUCCUGUUGGUCAUUUCUUACUGAACAAUAAUAUUCCAUAAUAUUCAUAUACCACAAUUUAUUCAGCCAUUCUCCAAUUGAUGGGGAUCCACUCAGUUUCCAGUUUCUGGCCACUACAAAGAGGGCUGCCACAAACAUUCUUGUACAUACAGGUCCCUUUCCCUUCUUUAAGAUCCCUUUGGGAUAUAAACUCAGUAGUAAUAGUGCUGGAUCAAAGCGUAUGCACAAUUUGAUAACUUUUUGAGCAUAGUUCCAAAUUGCUCUCUAGAAUGUUGGAUCUUUUGACAGUUUCACCAACAAUGUAUUAAUGUCCCUGUUUUCCCACAUCCCCACAUCCCAUCCAACAUUCUGCUUAUCUUUCCCUGUCAUUCUAGCCCGUCUAACAGAUGUGAGUGGUAUCUCAGGGUUAUCUUAAUUUACAUUUCUCUAAUUAAUAAGGACUUGGAGCAUCUUUUAAUAUGGCUAGAAAUAGUUUCAAUUUCUUCAUCUGAGAAUUGUCUGUUCAUAUCCUUUGACCAUUUAUCAAUUGGGGAAUGGCUUGAUUUCUUAUAAAUUAGAGUCAAUUCUCUAUGUAUUUUAUCAGAACCUUUGACUGUAAAAAUGUCUUUAUGGUUUAUUGCUUCCCUUCUAAUCUUGUCUAUAUUAGUUUUGUUUGUAUAAAAACUUUUCAAUUUGAUAUAAUCAAAAUUUUCCAUUUUGUUAUCAGUAAUGAUCUCUAGCUCUUCUUUCAUCAUAAAUCCCUUCCUCUUCCACAGGUCUGAGAGGUAAACUAUCUUGUGUUUCUCUAAUUUAUUUAUAAUCUCAUUCUUUAUGCCUAGGUCAUGAACCCAUUUUGACUUAUCUUGGUGUACGGUGUUAAGUGUGGGUCAAUGACUAGUUUCUAGGGCUCUCUUUUUCUAAUAUCAAACAGGUUUCAGGAAAAAGUAUAAUUUAUGAUCAUACAAUGGAUGCCCAUCAAUUGGAGAAUGGUUGGGUAAAUUGUGGUAUAUGAAUGUUAUGGAAUAUUAUUGUUCUGUAAGAAAUGACCAGCAGGAUGAAUACAGAGAGGCCUGGAGAGACUUGCAUGAACUGAUGUUAAGUGAAAUGAGCAGAACCAGGAGAUUAUUAUAUACUUCAACAAUGAUACUGUAUGAGGAUGUAUUCUGAUGGAAGUAGAUUUCUUUGAUAAAGUGAUCUAACUCAGUUUCAUUUGAUCAAUGAUGGACAGAAGUAGCUACACCCAAAGAAAGAACACUGGGAAAUAAUGUAAACUGUUUGCACUUUUGUUUUUCUUCCCGGGUUAUUUCUACUUUCUGUAUAUAAGAUAUACUGUGACAUAUUUAGUAUGUAUAGGACUGCUUGCCAUCUGAGGGAGGGGAUGGAGGGAGAGAGGGGAAAAAUCAGAACAGAAGUGAGUGCAAGGGAUAAUGUUGUAAAAAAAAAAAAAAUUACCCUGGCAUGGGUUCUGUCAAUAAAAAGUUAUUUUAAAAAAAUUUAUGAUCAUACAUGUAUCCUUUUCCCACAAAGAUGGUUUUUUUACUCUCAGAAGGAUGUCUAUUCCAUAUGCAUCAUGAAAGUAUUUUAUUAUAUUUUAGGCUAUGAACAAUAACUAAUAGUCUCCAAGAAAAACUUGUCACAUGCUCUCAAAGACCAAAUACCAAGAAAAAGAAAUAAAGCAAGCAUAAAAUCAUAAGUUAUUAAUACUGCUCUUAGUAUCACAUGGAACUCGGAUCAAAUUCUCACCCUUUUAAGGUAUAAGACACCUCUCAUUCAAUUAAUAGUACAAAAGUAUAUCAAAGAAAAAAAUUUCUUUAUGACUCUAGAUAUAGUAUCCAAGUCUCCUAAGGAGACUUUAUCCAAGUAAUUAAGUAAAAGAAUAUAAUGUUCAAAUCAAUAAUAUCUGUCUUUCUAUUUAAAUUUUGCUCAAAUAUAUUAUGCUUCAGAGGAACCAAGCUACUCAUUCAAAUUUUCAUCUUCAUGUAUAUAAUACACAAUUUGUAGCCAAUGAUGAUGAUGGUAAUGAUGGUGAUGGUAAUUCAUCUUUAUAUAUCACCAUAAUGUUUGCAAAUCACUUUAUAUAUGUUAAUUCAACCAAACAACCCUAUGUGCUAAAUGUUAUCUCCAUUUUGCAUGGGGAAACAAGAACAAAAAUGUGAAGGUACUGGCCCAUAGUCACACAACUACUAAGUGUCUCAGGCAGAAAGUGAACCUUCUGAGUAAGUCUGAGUAAGACUUGGGUCUUAUUGGCACCAAGUUUUCCAACCUAUGUAAUAUACUAACUAGCUAGUUAAACAAAUCUCUGUCCUACCUCAGGUAACAUAUCUCUUAUGCCUUCUCUAAUAACCAAAAAAAAAAAAAAAAAAACCCGACAUGACCUUUCCUUUGAAUUUCUCAUGAGAUACUACUCAACUUCUCUUAUGCACUUACACAUUCUAACUUGAAUUAUAACUGAGUACACAACUCAUUCUAUACCUUUCAUUUUAUCAAUGCCUCCAUAAGCAAUAUCCAUAUGAUUUCAAGCAACAAUAUGUUCAUAAAAAGUCUUCAAGUUAACUUUAAUAGAACUAAUGUGCUGGCCAGGUAAGUUCCUAAUUAACUUUUUAACAUUUCUAGCAUACAUCUCUCUCACUCAAAAAACAAUAAUAGGCUGUUGUUUAUUAUUACUUCUUACUUUUACUUACACAGUUGUUUGAUUGACAAUGGAUUUAACUUCUUAUCUCCAGUAUAUUUUCAAACACUUUUCUGAUUAUCUACAUUUAAACUGUUUUUAACAUUUUUUCAGGUGUUAAUUUCCAUACAACUUAGUAUAAUUUGAAUUAAUCUGUAAGUUACUUACAGAAAAUAUAUUUGUAAUUGAAGCUACAUGAUAAAAUGUAGGAAUAAACAUGGUCAUAACUGUAAUACAAAUAAUAAAUAUAAGAAACAUU
This is a messenger RNA of Antechinus flavipes (yellow-footed antechinus), 7059 nucleotides long. RefSeq names its product zinc finger protein 750 (gene ZNF750). The record is from RefSeq and is a predicted model, not a curated record. The transcript has 3 exons. Gene Ontology annotation, cellular component: nucleus. Gene Ontology annotation, molecular function: promoter-specific chromatin binding; RNA polymerase II cis-regulatory region sequence-specific DNA binding; DNA-binding transcription activator activity, RNA polymerase II-specific. Lineage: Eukaryota; Metazoa; Chordata; Mammalia; Dasyuromorphia; Dasyuridae. Bases 293 to 2434 code for a protein of 713 amino acids. Gene Ontology annotation, biological process: positive regulation of transcription by RNA polymerase II; epidermis development.